Messenger RNA from Ilyonectria robusta, 758 nucleotides. Its product is annotated as thioredoxin-like protein. The coding region runs from base 90 to 479 and encodes 129 amino acids. NCBI's taxonomy places the organism in Eukaryota, Fungi, Ascomycota, Sordariomycetes, Hypocreales, Nectriaceae. Gene Ontology annotation, cellular component: mitochondrion. The transcript is spliced from 3 exons. The record is from RefSeq and is a predicted model, not a curated record. Gene Ontology annotation, molecular function: oxidoreductase activity.
UCCGACGUCAAUCUCUCCCACCUUAAGUACAUCGCCCUUCCCGCAAAGUUUGCCUUACAAACAGCUUUGCUCUUCACCAGUCGCCCAAGAUGUUCGGCUUUCGCAAAACCCUCGAUAUUGUCACGCUAUUUCACAAGGCUAGCUCUCCUGCCUCGGUGCGAGUGGCCGGCGUCCUUCAGAAGGCCUCUGCCAGGGCGACAGCUGGCGCCAAAACGACCUCCGCCCGCGAGCAGUUCGACCUGAACAUCACCGAGGACCCCCCGACAGAAGACCAAGUGAAGACGAUCCUUGGCUACGUCGGCCCCAGCGGCAUUGCCAGCGUCAUCAAGGGCGCCAAGGACGAGAAGGAUGCCCUGAGGAAGUUCAAGGAGAGCAAUGGGAACUUCAUACAACCGGUGGUUGUGGAUUGGAGCAAUGGCAAGGCAAUCGCUGGCGAUAACGAGUCGGAGAUCCUGAAGCUUCUGAAUGCCGAGAAGUAAGGGCCCUGUUUGUUUCAAUGUACGAAAAAGCUAUUAGAUCCCCUGUUUAUGUAUAACGAAAAUCUCGCCUUCACCGAAAUUGGCGCUUGCACGAAUACCUGUGGGCUAUUGCCGUUUGUUGUGUCGGAACUUUGCACGGCCAUCGCACGGCCGUUGCAAGGCGGAAGGCUGCAGUGUUGUGAAUCAGCUAGCCCGAUACUGUGAUGGCAGCCUAAGAUUCAGUGACCGACUGCAUGUCGGUAGGAUAGGCGCAGCAGUAGUAAGAUUUUGUCACUCCCG